This is a messenger RNA of Zootoca vivipara (common lizard), 1757 nucleotides long. RefSeq names its product angiopoietin-related protein 5-like. The record is from RefSeq and is a predicted model, not a curated record. Gene Ontology annotation, biological process: negative regulation of T cell activation; regulation of immune response. Lineage: Eukaryota; Metazoa; Chordata; Lepidosauria; Squamata; Lacertidae.
UAAUACAUUUGUUAGUCUUUAAGUUGCUGUUAGACAUUCUGUUGGGUUUGUAGCAGCACAGUAACACAGCCUCCCCCUUCUGGAAAUCCUACUGGAAAGGUGAUCAAGUGUCCUUGGGCCUGGACCCGAGACAAAGGUUUCACUAACAAGUUAUGAGAAUGAACCUGUGUUUCCAGAUCAAGAGCAUUGCAGGGUUUUUAUUAAUUCUGGAUUUUCAGCAAGCUGGGACAAAGGCACAACCACGGCGGGUAGUUCAAGGGCCUGAUUGCACAGCAAUAUUUGCUGCCAAUGCAUCUCUCUCCAGCGGAACUUACUGGAUCAAACCAAAGCAUUUUCAUAAGCCUUUUGAGGUAUUCUGUGAAAGAAGAUACGACGGUGGAUGGACUGUUAUCCAGCGACGCGAUGGAAAAGGGGUAUAUGGUGGACCUGAGAACUUUCUGAGGUGGAUGUCUGAAUAUGAAAAAGGAUUUGGGCAUGUUGAUUUUGAACAUUGGCUAGGGCUUGUCUACAUUCAUGCUCUGACCCACCAGAGAGACAAAAAAUGUGAGCUCCGAGUGGACCUGAGAAACUGCAAAGGGAAGAAGGGCUAUGCUGUAUACAAGACCUUUGAAAUUGGCAACGAAGAUAAAAAAUACCGCCUUUCUUUGGGGGAAUACAGUGGGAAUGUGGGAGAUGCAUUCAGAGGCCGUGAACCCUCUGAGAGUCAAGAUGGCCAUUUCUUCAGUGCAGUUGAUAGUGACAAUGACGACUGUGGCCCAUGUUUUAAGGGCGAUGAGGCAUUCAACAGCUGCGCUGGCGAGCUCUACGGUUCUGGGUGGUGGUUCAGUAACUGCGGCAUGGCGGAUCUCAACGGGAUGUGGCAUCCCAAACACAGCUGUAGAGGUUGGGUAUCUGGCGUGUACUGGAAAACAUGGAGUAAUACUGAUUCACUGCUAUUUAGUGAACUCAAGAUAAAAUGUACUUAGCUGUAACAAUGUCAGACUCUCCAGCCUGAGGUGGCUUGAGAGUUCAUUUCCCUUUCUGCAGCAAUUUUAGUACAAAACCAUCCCUGUGUUACUAUGAAUGUCAACUGCUUAAUAGCAAAUCUGACUGAUCUAAGAAAUGAAGUUUCUGCUAAUUGUUGAAGUCUUUCUAGUUUUUCAGUAGACAUAAUCCCCUUCCCCUCCCUUUUUGCCGAAACCAUUUUCAGUAAAAAGGAACAUAUAUUUUAGUGCAGUCAUAAUCCUAGGCGUACUUCUACUGUUCCCUGUAGAACAAAUUAGCUAGGAACCCACCCAUAUUUCCAUCAAACCCCAGCGCAGAGAAGAGAGGGGAUGAAAAGGAGGGAAGUAAAAUUAAAGGCCUUGCUUAGUAACAGGCAAGACAGUAGUGGUGUUUUAUUGCUGUUGCUUGAUAUCUGCUCAGCUUUGUAUGCUUUGCCUAGCUGAAUGGAGGCUGCAAAAUCCUUGCCUACUGCUCUAGACAGAAAAAAGUGUGUUGCUACCAAAGCUGGGAGACUUUAGAAUUUGGGUUUUACAACUAAAUAGGCUGGAGGAAUUUAGGAGACAAUGUCAUUAACUCUAAUUGCUGUUGUCAAUGCAAUGAUUAGUGCAUUCCAUUAAACCAUGAAUUGGUUUAUGCAAUGCAAUUUCUAUCACAGUCCUUAGUUGCUUUAUUUCCAUCAAUUUUCAGAAUAUGCAAUUUGCUUUUUUUUCCAGAUUUCGUAAAGCCGUUAAGCUUUGUACACCAAUAAACCGAUUGAUUCAUUCCAGUUAUAA